UUUGGAUUGAGGUGGAGAGCAACGGUAUUCACUUGUUCGCUCUCUUCAAGCCGGUGGGGAGGACUCGAGUCUUCAAUUUGCGGAAAUCGUGUAAGGUUCGAGGAUGAAGAUUGCUGUGAUUGGUCAGAGCCUCUUUGGCCAGGAGGUAUACAAGGAGCUAAGGAAGGAAGGCCACACCAUCGUCGGAGUCUUCACUAUACCUGAUAAGGAUGGCAAGGCAGACCCAUUGGCUGCCGAGGCUGAGAAGGACGGUAUGCCUGUCUUUAAGUUCCCCCGCUGGCGUGUGAAGGGCCAGGCUAUCCCAGAAGUGGUAGCCCAGUACAGAGCCACCGGCGCCGAGCUCAACGUCUUGCCCUUCUGCUCCCAGUUUAUCCCCAUGGAGGUCAUUGACCACCCCAAACAUGGGUCCAUCAUCUACCACCCGUCCCUGUUACCACGGCACAGGGGCGCCUCCGCCAUCAAUUGGACUUUGAUCCAUGGUGACAAAAAAGGCGGGUUCACAGUGUUUUGGGCUGAUGAUGGAUUGGACACCGGACCAAUCCUGCUGCAGAGGGAGUGUGAUGUGGAACCUGACGACACUGUCAACACCAUCUAUAAGAGAUUCCUCUUCCCAGAGGGAGUCAAAGGCACUGUAGAAGCAGUGAGGCAGAUUGCAGCGGGGAAGGCCCCAAGGAUCAUCCAGCCAGAGGAAGGAGCGACAUACGAGUGUAUCCAAAAGAAAGACAAUGCCAAGAUUGACUGGAAUAAGUCUGCUGAGGCCAUUCACAAUUGGAUCAGAGGGAAUGACAAAGUACCUGGUGCCUGGGCAGAGGUUGAUGGGCAGAGAGUGACAUUUUAUGGCUCCACUCUGGUUGACAAUGGCACCACAGUUAAUGGUCAGCCCUUAGAGAUCCCAGGUGCCAGCCGCCCUGGUGUGGUCACCAAGGCAGGCCUGGUGCUCUUUGGCAAUGAUGACAAGACGUUGUUGGUGAAGAACCUGCAGUUUGAGGACGGAAAGAUGAUCGCUGCAGCGCAGUACUUUCACUCCGGGAGCAGCGCUGCACUGGAGCUGACAGAGGAGGAGAAGGCCUUUGCUGAACAGAUGAGAGCAGUGUGGCAGAGCAUUCUGUCUAACGUUGCUCAGAUCGAGGACUCCACUGACUUUUUCAAGUCUGGUGCAGCUUCCAUGGAUGUGGUCAGGCUCGUGGAGGAGGUUAAACUGCGGGCUAGUAGCUGCCAGCUACAGAAUGAGGAAGUGUACAUGAACACCAGCUUUCAAGAUUUCAUCCAGAUGUGUGUCAGAAAGCUCCGCGGUGAGGACGGGGAGGAGGAGCUUGUUGUCAAUUAUGUGGAGAAGAACAUUAACAACAUGACCAUCAAGAUGCCCCACCAGCUGUUCAUCAAUGGAGAGUUUGUGGAUGCAGAGGGAGGGAAGACCUACAAGACCAUCAACCCUACAGAUGGCACGGCUAUCUGUGAUGUGUCCCUGGCCCAGAUUAGUGAUGUGGACAAGGCCGUGUCAGCUGCUAAAGAGGCCUUUGAGGAGGGAGAGUGGGGCAAAAUGAACCCAAGAGACAGGGGCAGACUCAUCUACAAGCUGGCUGACCUAAUGGAGGAGCACCAGGAAGAGCUUGCUACAAUUGAAGCCAUUGACUCUGGGGCUGUGUACACCCUGGCUCUCAAGACCCACGUAGGCAUGUCCAUCCAAACCUUCCGCUACUUUGCUGGCUGGUGUGACAAGAUCCAGGGCUGCACCAUCCCCAUCAACCAGGCCAGGCCCAAUCGUAACCUCACCUUCACCAAGAAGGAACCAAUAGGUGUGUGUGCCAUUGUGAUUCCCUGGAACUACCCGCUGAUGAUGCUGGCCUGGAAGACUGCAGCCUGCCUGGCAGCUGGAAACACAGUGGUGCUUAAACCUGCCCAGGUAACUCCACUGACAGCUGUAAAGUUUGCCGAGUUAGCGGCAAGAGCGGGAUUCCCCAAGGGUGUGAUUAAUAUUCUACCUGGAUCGGGCGCUCUGGUGGGCCAGCGUCUGUCUGACCACCCCGAUGUGCGAAAGUUGGGUUUCACUGGCUCCACUGAGAUCGGUAAACACAUCAUGAAGAGCUGUGCAGUCAGUAAUGUAAAGAAGGUUUCUCUGGAGCUCGGGGGAAAAUCCCCCCUCAUCAUCUUCAGCGACUGUGACAUGGACAAGGCUGUGCGCAUGGGCAUGAGCUCGGUGUUCUUCAACAAGGGGGAAAACUGCAUUGCAGCUGGCAGACUAUUUGUGGAAGACUCAAUUCACAACCAGUUUGUGAAGAAAGUGAUUGAAGAGGUGAAGAAGAUAAAGAUCGGUGACCCACUUGACCGCUCCACGGACCAUGGCCCUCAGAACCACAAGGCCCAUUUGGACAAGCUUGUAGAGUACUGUCAGACGGGAGAAAAAGAAGGUGCCACCCUGGUGUGUGGCGGCAAACAGGUUAACCGUCCCGGCUUCUUCUUUGAACCCACAAUCUUCACUGAUGUACAAGACCACAUGUUCAUUGCAAAGGAGGAGUCGUUUGGUCCCGUCAUGAUCAUCUCCAAAUUCAAGGAUGGAGAGGUGGAUGACGUCCUAAGAAGAGCCAAUGCCACAGAGUAUGGUCUGGCAUCAGGCGUCUUCACACGUGACAUCAGCAAAGCGUUGUAUGUCAGUGAGAGGCUCAAUGCCGGCACGGUCUUUGUCAACACCUAUAAUAAGACCGAUGUGGCCGCACCCUUCGGAGGCUUCAAGCAGUCUGGCUUUGGCAAAGACCUGGGGCAAGAAGCGCUCAACGAAUACCUGAAGACUAAGGCGGUAACGAUUGAAUAUUGAGUGCCAUCUUCGGUACCUGAAGGUUAUGGCAGUGAUCAGCCUUACUAAAAAGAGACUCAGAGGAGAGAUGUUGAGAGAAAGGCUGGCUCAUAUGAACAGUUUUGUCAUUUUAUUGAUAUGCGUUCAGAGAGUUGAAAUACUCAUACGCAUUUCUCGUACUAGGUCAUGCCAUUAGAGUUUGACCCCCUCUCCCAACUUGUGACUUCUGACGGUAAUUGUGUGCAUUGAUAACGUUUGUAAAUCACAUAAGUUUACUUUGUCAAAUUCUCAUGAAUGUAGAAGCAAUAUUGCACUUUUGUGCAGCAUUACAGUUGGAUGAUGUAAAAUCCUGGGCUACGGUUGCACACAUUGCUUGGUAUUCACAGGGACUGACUUCUUAGGAGGUUAAAUUGUUUCGUUAUCAAUAUUAUUGACUUUCAAGACAAGGAAAUAGAAAAACCGCGUUAAUUUUCUAACAUGGCUUACAUAUACUUACUUAUGAAAUGUAACAUUUCUGUUUUCUUUUUUUUUUUAACCGUAUUUGGCAAUGUCACAAUGUCAAAAUGAAAUAGGUAGAAAAUAGUUAUUAAAUGACACUGGAAUCUAA
Lampris incognitus (smalleye Pacific opah) is the source of this 3398-nucleotide messenger RNA. Its product is annotated as cytosolic 10-formyltetrahydrofolate dehydrogenase-like. Gene Ontology annotation, cellular component: cytoplasm. The coding region runs from base 104 to 2812 and encodes 902 amino acids. NCBI's taxonomy places the organism in Eukaryota, Metazoa, Chordata, Actinopteri, Lampriformes, Lampridae. The transcript is spliced from 23 exons. Gene Ontology annotation, molecular function: formyltetrahydrofolate dehydrogenase activity; aldehyde dehydrogenase (NAD+) activity. The record is from RefSeq and is a predicted model, not a curated record. Gene Ontology annotation, biological process: one-carbon metabolic process; biosynthetic process; 10-formyltetrahydrofolate catabolic process.